AUCCAUGCUUCCUCUUUCAUCCCCUCCGACGGUCAACUCAGUAUGGAUCCUCUUUCCACCGCUGCAAGCAUUAUCGCUCUAAUACAGGCAUCGGCGGCGGUUGGCAAAGGAGUGAAGAUACUUCUCUCUCUUCGCCAUGCUCCGGCGGACUUUUGUGAGCUCGUUGAUGAGCUCACUACUCUCCAGGACGUUAUCGAGCAAGUCAAGAGUCCGCUUCAGGAACUGGAGAAGGGGGGUGUUGCUCUUCCGACGUUAAAUAUAGCUCCGACUUUGGCUUUGAAACAGGAUCUAAAGAGUAUACAAGAGGAGCUUCUAGCCCUGUGUCAUCGUCUCACGGGAACGAAGUCUGGCGAUGAAAUGAGCGGGCAACUUCGAGUCUCAAUGUCGAGAUGGAUCCGGGAGAGAAGUAAUGUUGCCAAGCUGAAGUGCAGGGCAAGCAAGACCAAGGCCUCUUUGAUACUUUGUUUUGGCGCUCUCAUCUCGUCACAAGGCUCUCAUCACGCCAGGGCUAUACUUGAAAUCCGCCAGCUCGUUGAAACGUCUUUCCAGGCUUUGGAAGAGGAGGGUAGGAUCCAUCGGAGGAUGCAACUUAUGAAUCAAGCCGACUUAGACGAUAUCAAGACCUCUCUCAACCAGAUGUGCGCCAAGACGUUGCAACCAGAAGACUCGUUGCAAGGUAGAGACCAGCCUUCCAGAGUGAUUAGCAACAGCCCGCGCUAUAUAGAGACCGGAAGCAGCCCUUUUUUGUCAUUUCAGAAACGAGUCGACCGAAUAUGCACACCGUAUUGCAAAUGUCAAUGUCAUCGCCAGUCUAAGCUACAGACACCGACAUGGCUACGCUUAAUAUUUGGAACCAUGUUCCUCGAAUUUAACAGAACAUCGCUGCUGGGGCCCAGAAAGUGCGACUUCGAGGCGUGUGCCGGAGCACCAGAUUCGGCACGCAUGAUAUACAUCUUUCCCCAAUGGCUCCUCUUGCGUGCCCUCUUUGUCGCUGCUUCUCGGGACAGUCUGACCGGAAUCGGCUCUUCGAUCCACCUCCGUAUUCCACGACUAAUUCCACGUGAACAAAUGAUAUCGAUUGUGUAUAACUUCGACAUCGAUUGGGUGAAGCGAGGAAUCAUCAACUCAACUGUACUGCCGACAGAUGUAGAUGAGGAUGGGAACUCUCUCCUUAUGAUAGCGCUGCGCGACGUCAACUUGACGCUUUCGGAAUUUCUGGUCGAGCAAGGAUGGCCGUUGCAUACCGAGAAUGUUACUCGCUGGACCGCUGCCAGCCGCUCUCGUAUGCUCUAUUAUGCGGCGAAGCAAAGCCAGAUACAGUCUCUCAAGCCUAAGCAUCGUCAGAUGCUUGAGCAGCUAACAUUUUCUCAAAAGACUGAAACAUCAUCCUUGAUUCACGAUGCGAUGCUCGGGACCGUCCCGACAUCCUUGUCAGACGCAAUAACACUUGCCCGAUCUGACAUUGACAGCUUGGAUAGUUACGGAUGGUGUCCGCUGCACUGGGCAAUCUAUCUGGCCGAUUAUGCUUCCUUCGAUAUGCUGCUGUAUCGUGGUGCGAGCCUCGAGACGACUACCAGGAGCGGGUGGACACCUCUGCAUUACGCAGCGCGAUAUGAAUCUCCUGGUUCGGUGAAGAUGACUAAAGCACUCCUCGACGUACUGCAGAGAGGAAGUGCUUUGGUGGUUGAAACCGACACAAACUGGGUGUGCCCGCUCUCGUAUAGGGCUCGUCGUACAAGUAACGUCGCCCGUUGGGAUCCGAGGAGGACCUACUGGGAUCGAUCUCUCGACCUGCUCUGUAACGCUGGCAUGGACCUCAAUGUACCGUCCAAACAGAGAGGCUUCAAAGGCAGAACACCCAUUCACGACACGAUUCUGUGGCGCAACGCGGCGUUGUUGGAGCUCCUGAUCCAGCACGGCGCCAGGCUCGAUGCCGUUGACAAGAAGGGAUCCGGAGUGCUCCACUUCGCGGCCCAGAGUGCCAACCAGGAGCUUAUUGAUAUCUUGAGCGAUGCUCGUAUCCGCGGGCUGAACCCUGAUCUAGCAAAUGCGGCUGGCGAUACUCCGAUGAAGAUUAUGACUGCCAGGCUGUACAGUAAGGAAGACUCCAGACAGCCGGGCGAGACGGUACCGACGUUCGAUGAGUGGUUGGCUUUCAAGAACAUAUUGGAAGAAAUUCGAGGACGCAAUCUUGAGGACUUCUUGGGAUCUAAAUACAUGGACAUGGUUGACGAUGACAUUAGUUCCAGCGGGAUUUCAAGCAGCACUAGUGACGAUGUGGAUUAGUCGUCGACUCAGCUUAAGCAAGAAAUAGGAAAAGACAUCCAGAAAACUUUUGGAUCAAGGAUCGAGCGUAUAAGUGCCAUGGCGUUCAGGGCCCUUUCAUGGGGUUUGAAAAAGUCCCGAGCUUGGGUUUACUCUCCCUCGUGGGAUGCGAUGACGAUCCGCACGUGCCAUUGGAACGGUUCUCCAUACCUAGCUUUCGAGUUUCUUGCAUGACAGUGCGCGGCACGCAUGGUGAGAUUUUGAAGUGGCGAUCCGAGAUGGAUAAGCAGGAUUCUAUUCUUAUCGCAAUCCAGAUCCACCUCGCUGCCGCCCCAAG
Messenger RNA from Colletotrichum acutatum, 2602 nucleotides. RefSeq names its product ankyrin repeat-containing domain protein. The transcript has 5 exons. The record is from RefSeq and is a predicted model, not a curated record. Lineage: Eukaryota; Fungi; Ascomycota; Sordariomycetes; Glomerellales; Glomerellaceae. Gene Ontology annotation, biological process: positive regulation of transcription by RNA polymerase II. The coding region runs from base 43 to 2286 and encodes 747 amino acids. Gene Ontology annotation, molecular function: protein binding; transcription cis-regulatory region binding. Gene Ontology annotation, cellular component: nucleus.